This is a messenger RNA of Pyricularia grisea, 276 nucleotides long. RefSeq lists its product as uncharacterized. NCBI's taxonomy places the organism in Eukaryota, Fungi, Ascomycota, Sordariomycetes, Magnaporthales, Pyriculariaceae. Bases 1 to 276 code for a protein of 91 amino acids. The record is from RefSeq and is a predicted model, not a curated record. The transcript has 2 exons.
AUGACCGGCAAGAAAAUUCCGGUUUUGAAACGGGUAGGGAGAUUUCAAGGACAAACAAUUGAAAAUUUCCUUGCGAGCGGCAAACACGGUCGUGGAGCAAGCAGUUCCAAGUCCCAAGGCAAAUGUGAUGCUCACGCCGAGAGCUUUGGUCGGCAACCGGCAAUACUCAUCUUCCGGGGUUGUUGUCCGAAGUGCAUUCUUUCUUCCACCACUUCACAUCACCUACAGUGGACACAGGCUUCACAAGCUAGAGCGAGUCCCUACAGCACCGUUUGA